Messenger RNA from Nothobranchius furzeri (turquoise killifish), 795 nucleotides. RefSeq names its product cytochrome c oxidase subunit 5B, mitochondrial. Gene Ontology annotation, cellular component: mitochondrial envelope. Gene Ontology annotation, biological process: mitochondrial electron transport, cytochrome c to oxygen. The record is from RefSeq and is a predicted model, not a curated record. Lineage: Eukaryota; Metazoa; Chordata; Actinopteri; Cyprinodontiformes; Nothobranchiidae.
UCACAGUUAACCAUCCGGUGUAUGUCUUUAAUAAAACCGCACCGAUAAAUUUUCUAAGUAAUGAAUCUUUGAGACCGUUGAAGAAAAACCAUCUCUUUCCAAAUUCAAGUGCCUCAGAGAGCAUUUGACGUCAUCUCCCUGCGACGUGUGUGACUAGUAGAAGAAAAAUGGCUGCAAGGUUCGUCCUUCGUCCUGCGAUUAGGGCCGCGGUGAGCUAUCGAGCCGGCCGGGCUUUUGUUCAGAGUCGCGGCAUGGCUGCUGGAGGGAUUCCUACUGAUGAGGAGCAGGCCACUGGGCUGGAGAAAAUCAUCAUGAAGGCCACGAAGGAGGGAGCAGAUCCGUACAGCAUAAUGAAACCAAAGAGCUAUGCCGGUACCAAGUCCGAUCCCCACCUGGUCCCCUCCAUCAACAAGAAGAGGAUUGUGGGAUGUGUCUGUGAGGAGGACAACACGGCGGUGGUUUGGUUCUGGCUUCACGAAGGUGAGGCCCAGCGCUGUCCAUCCUGUGGUGCCCACUAUAAACUGGUGGCUCAUCAGCUGCCCCACUAACUACAGAUCACCUUCAGAACAAGAAGAGUCUACUUGUUUUCCUUCUGAGCCUAGUUGACUCGGUCUAUUUCCUGGUCUGACGGCUUGUUCUGUCUCAGUACUUGAUCCAACCGCUCACCUCGUCUCUCUGUUAUGUGUCCAGACAGAUCACGUGUUUGAACAUUCGGUCACUUUACAUCAACACGUGAACUGUCACACUGGGUCCACUUCACUCCUUUUGCUGACCAAUAAAAACACAUCUCUUUGA